This is a messenger RNA of Anguilla rostrata (American eel), 3617 nucleotides long. It is a transcript of the gene kif23, whose product is annotated as kinesin family member 23. Gene Ontology annotation, cellular component: microtubule; nucleus; kinesin complex. NCBI's taxonomy places the organism in Eukaryota, Metazoa, Chordata, Actinopteri, Anguilliformes, Anguillidae. The record is from RefSeq and is a predicted model, not a curated record. Gene Ontology annotation, molecular function: ATP hydrolysis activity; microtubule motor activity; ATP binding. Gene Ontology annotation, biological process: mitotic spindle midzone assembly; microtubule-based movement. The coding region runs from base 131 to 2731 and encodes 866 amino acids. The transcript has 22 exons.
UUUCUGCUCGGUGAUUGGCGUGAUUUGAAAAACUAGUCAUACUAAAGGCGGAGGGAAGAUUUGAACUAAAAGGAAGAAAAGAGCCGGGGGAAAUAGGAUUUGCGUUAGCAAAACAACACAACAGUUGAAAAUGAGUAGGCCUAUGAGACCAAAACAUCCACGAAAACCUGCCCCGAAGAAACCGUCCAGCAAUCAAAAAGACCCUGUUGGCGUGUACUGCCGUGUUCGACCGCUUAGCACCGAGGAUGGAGAGUGCUGUAUCGAAGUUAUCAGCAGCAGCACCAUUCAGCUACACGCACCCGAUGGUCUCAAAGCCAACCGCAAUGGAGAAUUUAAAGAGACUCAGUACACAUUCAAGAAAGUGUUUGGCCUGAAAACAUCCCAAAUCGAGUUGUUUGAGGAUGUGGCUAAACCACUUGUUGAUGACCUCCUUCGCUGUAAAAAUGGUUUGCUGUUCACUUAUGGUGUCACGGGCAGUGGCAAAACCUUCACCAUGACGGGCUCUGCAGGGCAGGGUGGGCUUCUGCCUCGCUCUCUAGACAUGCUGUUUAACAGCAUAGGCCCUUACCAGGCCAAGAGAUUUGUGUUCAAGCCCGACGAUAAAAAUGGCAUGGAGGUCCAAAAUCAGGUUGAUGCUCUACUGGACAGACAGAAGAGAGAGAGCCAGCAGUCUGUGCCAAAAACUCCCUCCUCCAGGCAAAGGCUUGACCCGGAGUUUGCUGACAUGAUCAACCCACAGGAGGCGUGCAGGGCUGAGGGAGUAGACGAGGACAGCAGCUACAGUGUUUUUGUGUCUUACAUAGAAAUCUACAAUAACUAUAUCUAUGAUCUCCUGGAAGAGGUCCAAUUUGACCCCAUCAAGCCAAAACCACCACAGUCUAAAAUCCUGCGUGAGGACCAGAAUCACAAUAUGUACGUUGCUGGGUGCACAGAGGUUGAGGUCAAGUCAACAGAAGAGGCCUUUGAGGUUUUCUGGCGAGGUCAGAAGAAACGGAGGAUUGCCAACACCCAGCUGAACCGCGAGUCCAGCCGCUCGCACAGCGUUUUCAUCAUAAAGCUGGCGCAGGCUCCCCUGGACGCCGACGGGGACAAUAUCCUUCAGGAUAAGGACCAGGUGAACGUGAGCCAGCUGUGCCUGGUGGACCUGGCGGGGAGCGAGCGCACCAGCAGGACCCAGGCCCAGGGCAGUCGCCUCCGAGAAGCAGGCAACAUCAAUCAAUCCCUGAUGACACUGCGCACAUGCAUCGAGGUCCUUCGUGAGAAUCAGAUGUGCGGUACAAACAAGAUGGUUCCAUACAGAGACUCUAAAAUUACUCAUCUGUUCAAGAAUUAUUUUGAUGGGGAAGGCAAGGUUCGCAUGGUCGUAUGUGUGAACCCAAAAGCAGACGACUAUGAAGAAACCUUGCUGGUGAUGCGCUUUGCAGAGAUGACCCAGGAGGUGGAGGUGGCGCGGCCGGAGGACCGGCCCAUAUGCGGCUUCACUGCGGGCCGCCGGCACCGCAACCAGGCCUUCAAGGAGGAGCUGACUCGGCAACUGCAGGAGCGGGGCGGCCCUGUGAACGGAGAACACCCCUCAGUCCUCACUCAACUCAUGCACAGCUUCCCCCCGCUGCCCCCCUGCGAGAUCACCGACCCCACGGACGACCACACCCUGCCCCGCCUCAUCCAGGUGCUGGAGAAGAGGUACAGCAUCCGCAAAAUGAUGGUGGAGGAGUACAACAAAGCCGCCAACAUGCUGAAAUCGAUGCUGAAGGAUUUUGACGGCAGCCUCGUCUCCAAGGAGAAUUUCAUCCAAGAGCAGAGAGGGAAGCUGGGACAGAAGGACAGCGUCAUCUCCUCCCAGAAGGCUGAGGUGGAUCGUCUGGAGAAGAAGGUCAAAAUGCUGGAGUACAAGAUCGACAUCCUGCAGAAAACCACCAACAUCUACGAGGAGGACAAGCGCACGCUGCAGCAGGAGCUGGAGAGCCGGGACAUGAAGCUGCAGAGGGAGAUGUCCGAUAAGAGGCGCAUGGAGGCGCGGCUGCAGGGCGUGGUCUCCGACACCAAGCACAAGUGGGAGAAAGAAUGCGAACGGCGGGUGAACGCCAAGCAGCUGGAGAUGCAGAACAGGCUGUGGGUGAAGGACGAGAAGCUCAAGCAGCUGACGGCCAUCGUCACGGAGACCAAGAGCGACUGGCCCGACCAGGAGAAGCCCCAGCGCCCGUCCCGGCAGAAGGACCGGGGGCCCCUGAAGAGAUCGGCCUCGCCCUCUCCCGUGCCCACCGGGCUGCCGGUUCGGCAGCUGCACAGACGCUCGCGCUCGGCGGGUGGGGAGAAAUGGGUAGCUCACAAACCGGCGAACGGUCUGGAGUUAGACACGGUCAUGCAGCCUCACAUUCCCAAUGCCAUUACGGUGUCCGUGCCCAACGAGAACGUGCUGUCCAAAUGCGACAAGUACGUGCUGACUCACCAGGAGGUGGCGUCCGACGGGGAGGUUCAGACAAAACUCUUCAAGGGCGAAGUGUACAAAACGCGGAGCGGAGGCCAGGCGGUGGAGUUCACCGAUAUUGAAACGCUGAGGCAGCAGUGCCCCACGGCCCCCAGUAGAAAGAGGAGGUCAUCUGAAAGCAGCCCUUCGCAGCAGGAGGGAAACGUGGAGACCAGAUGCUCUGUGGCCAUCCAGAUGAGGCCUGCAGGACCAGUGUACCAGCAGCCUGGCUAUCAGAAACGCAGAAAGCCCUCCGAUCAGUAGCUGUGCUGCCACGAUGGACGCAGAGCAGCGUGAGCCUAUUGGGUGUGCACUUUGCUGUCGAACGUACACUUCGCUUUUGUGCAAUAGCGUAAAAUGAUUUUUCCCCCCACACUACUCUCCUUCACCUUGAGCUUCAAACUUCAUCUUUUAUAUAUUAUAUUGUAUUAAUUGAUAAUAGGUUUUCUGUGGGCCUCUAUAUUUGUUACAUUGACAUAAAAAAGACAGUUGUAUGCCAAUCUGUCUUUAUUCUACAAAAAAAGGAGUGACUGUCGGUUGACUACUUUGUAAUCUAGCUGCUGCCUAUAUAACUUUUUAAUAUACCAAUCUGUAGUCCCGAUAAAAUUAAGCCAAUUUCCACUUUUCUGUUGUCUAUACAUGGGCUUCUUAGACAAUCAAGGCAUUUGUUAGGAUUUAAAGGACACUAAAUACCGUUCCCUGGAAAUCCUCAGUAUUUAUGACUAUUUAAGUGUUGUGUCUAAACGGAGCCUGAUUUUAUUUUUUUAAAUGAUAAAAAGCCGACAGAUGUGGAAAUAAACCACAGCAGAAGGGUGUAGUGAGCAUGAACACUGUCACUGGGCCCUGCAAUGAUGUAUGUAUCUUUGGGUCAUCCUACCAAACCCGGUGACUAGGUGUUACUUGCACCUUAGUUAAUCUCAGGAAGUAGUUCCACCCAAUGUUCUGUUGAUUUGUCCUCUGAUUUCUUCUUAACUUAUGCCACAGAUUCUCUGUUCUUCCCCAAAGGUUGUAAAGUGCAGCAGCUUAACAUUUUGUGCACUUUUAUUACAGUUUUGUAUCCGCUUGUAUAUGGUGAUACUUAGUUCUUAGACUUCUGCUCUGCAUUAUUCCCACUGAAGAUAUACAGCUGUGAAUAAAUAUCAUUCAAGAA